Molecule: messenger RNA, 1343 nt
Organism: Myotis davidii
Lineage: Eukaryota; Metazoa; Chordata; Mammalia; Chiroptera; Vespertilionidae
Gene: CH25H
Product: cholesterol 25-hydroxylase
Exons: 1
Coding region: 29-790 (253 amino acids)
Biological process (GO): cholesterol metabolic process; sterol biosynthetic process
Molecular function (GO): C-4 methylsterol oxidase activity; steroid hydroxylase activity; iron ion binding
Source: RefSeq, a predicted model, not a curated record
AGCCCCGCGCGGCUGGGCCCGGGCGCAGAUGUUCCUGCAGCCCGUCUGGGACCGCCUGCGCACCCGGGAGGCCCUCACGCAGUCGCCCUUCUUCCCGGUCAUCUUCGCCAUCACCACCUACGUGAGCUUCUGCCUGCCCUUCGUGGUGCUGGACCUCCUGUGCCCCUGGGUGCCCGCGCUGCGGCGCUGCAAGAUCCAGCCCGACAGCGCGCCCUCGGCGGGGCAGCUGCUGUCCUGCCUGCGGCAGACGCUCUACCAGCACCUGGUGUUCGUGUUCCCGCUGACGCUGCUGCACUGGGCCCGCAGCCCGGCCCUCCCGCCCCCCGAGGCCCCCGCGCUGCCCCAGCUGCUGGCCCACGUCGUGCUGUGCCUGCUGCUCUUCGACGCCGAGUUCUUCGCCUGGCACGUGCUGCACCACCGGGUGCCCUGGCUGUACCGGACCUUCCACAAGGUGCACCACCAGAACGCGCCCUCGUUCGCGCUGGCCACGCAGUACGUGAGCUGCUGGGAGCUGUUCUCCCUGGGCUUCUUCGACAUGGUGAACGUCUGGCUGCUCCAGUGCCACCCGCUCACCGUCCUGGUCUUCCACACGCUCAACAUCUGGCUGUCGGUGGAGGACCACUCCGGCUACGACUUCCCCUGGUCCACGCACCGGCUGGUCCCCUUCGGCUGGUACGGCGGCGUGGUGCACCACGACCUGCAUCACUCUCACUUCAACUACAACUUCGCCCCCUACUUCACACACUGGGACAGACUCUGGGGGACUCUGCGGCCCCCUCGCGCCAGGUAGCCCGCACCCCUCCCGUGUCCGGGGUGGCUGCGGAGGGCAGGGGGUGCCCCUCGGAACCAGGACUGUUGGCGCGCUUUCACACUUGAAUCAGAAGAAACACGCCUGAGCUCUUUUAUUUUUAUAUUUUAGUAAGUAAUUUAUUACCUGCUGGAAAUUUCUAGAGACAAUCUGAUGUGGGUUUUUUUGCAAUCUGAUGAAGUAAUUUAUAUCAAUUUUUGUAUAUCAAUAAUUGUAUACUGGGUGUUGAAUUCUAGCUCACUUCAGUAGCCUUGAUUCCUGGAUCGAUUUAGACAAUUAUCACUGGCAUAUUUAAAUCAUUUCUAAAUGGAUCUGUUUGUAGGACAAAGAAUUUCCUAUGUUUGAAAGUGUCCUAGAAUGAGACUAAAAAACAUAUUUUUUAAAAUGCAGAAUCUGAUGUCUGAUGCUAUAAACAAUGCAACAUGUUCCUGCUGGACAGUAACUAAGAUGAUUGUACUUUUUUUCCUAUUUUUGUUCACAGAAUUUUAUAUUUAUAUGGAAAGAAAUGUUAUUUAUGCUUAAAAAAUAUAUAUGA